Molecule: messenger RNA, 1467 nt
Organism: Pleurotus ostreatus (oyster mushroom)
Lineage: Eukaryota; Fungi; Basidiomycota; Agaricomycetes; Agaricales; Pleurotaceae
Exons: 6
Coding region: 1-1467 (488 amino acids)
Source: RefSeq, a predicted model, not a curated record
AUGUCUGUGUCUUCCCAAACGUCCGAGAGGGGCCCAUCGCGACCGACAACCCCAUCGAGCCCACCGGGGCCAUUAUCGUCCGCGUCCAACAAGGGAAUUGGUUCGCCAGACAGAAGCCUGCGUGCAUCAAGACGACACGCAAGGUCGGCAUCUUGGAGCCUAUCAAGCAAGUUCAGCGACAAUUUGAACGAGUCGACGCUGGAAAACGUGGAACGUAGCUGGGAAGAGGCGAAAGAGUCUUGCAAGCUGAUCAUGGAGUGGGACGAUCCGGAGUAUAUGGACGACUAUAUGGAGUUUUUGAGAGAUCGGGAAGCCAUGGCGAGGGAGAUGUUAGCUAAGGUUGCGUGUGCGAGGCUUAAGUGGGGCGGAAAAGUGGACGGUUGUACUUUGCGAGUAAUGGAAGAAUACAUAGCGAGCAACCGGAACGAGUUUGCAGAGGACGAUCUAGUGAACGUCACGGCGGCAGUGAAAUCACUUAGACGUAAACACAAGGAAGGUCAAGACGACCCUCAAGACGACAGACCAAAGAAGAAAUCACGAACGGCUAAGGAGAUUGUGAUGGCGCAGCUACCAGCGGAUUUGGCGGACCAAAUAGACGGAUUGGACAUGGCUGGCUAUACGAAGGUCAAGGACCGCUUUCGCCGUGUAUAUGCGCAUAUCGGCACCACUGAGGGCAAGUUGGACGCAGCCAGUUUGGCGAAGGUGUUGCGGGGAUACUCCAAUAACCCCAGGGCGAAAGGCCUGUUGGAAGAGGAGGCUCUGGCGCGUCUCGUCGUCGGUUAUAGAAAAGCAUUCGCUUUCGAGGAGGUAAAGUCGGCGUAUUCCUACAGUCCCAAAGAGAUAAGAAAAGAGCUGGACGUCAUCACGAAGAUUGACUUACCGGAGAAAAGAAUGUUUGAAUCGGAAAAGGGGAGUGUUGGACUAUUGGAGGGAAUACUUCUGACGAUGGCGGCGCUACGGCUCGCAAUCGACUGGCAGGAGAUACCAAAUACGCAAGAAGGUAAGGAGUGUAAGAAAGUGCAUGCGGACAAGUUAUUCGAGUUCCAAUGGCGACGUGAGCUCGAACAUGUUGCGGUGGACUUACAAAAGGCUGGAGAGGCAAAACGGAGGCGAACAUGGCGUUUUGAGUUCGAGAGAUUGGUGACGAGGCGCAAUAAGGUUCUUCAACUUUUCAAGAAAUUCGGUUGUAUCGUCCUGCUGGAUCCAAUCUGGAGUCCGUUGGUUACGCGCACGACUAACUUCAACUCUUUGCAAGACUGCGUGAUAGAUAAUGUCUUGACGCGUGAACGUUACCAGGAAGACAAUGUUGAAGGACAGGGAGACGUGCCAUGGCAUACCGGGAACGAGUUGGAGAAUAAACGCAUGCUUAUUGAGUUGGUACGCUAUUUCACUACAGACGCGAUCGCCAAAUUCGUAGACGAGACGGUGAACCAGUUGGAACGAGAUGCGGCGGAUAUGAUGCCCUAG